CCAGCAUGGCUAUCAUCUGUUCUCUAAGGCUCCUGCUAUUAUUUGCUCUUCUCUUUGGGCAUGGAGUGUUUGAGCUUGAAGCUUCUCAUCAAAUUUAUCACACCCUUCAAAAUCUUGAUGAUUUUGAUGCUAAAACAACUCAACCUUACAGAACUGCUUAUCAUUUUCAGCCUUCCAAGAACUGGAUGAAUGAUCCAAAUGGGCCAAUGAUUUACAAAGGAAUUUACCAUCUUUUCUACCAAUACAAUCCCAAAGGAGCAGUAUGGAUGUGGGGCAGCAUUGUGUGGGCCCACUCCACUUCAACUGAUCUUGUUAAUUGGACCCCACAAAGUGUUGCCAUCUACCCAUCUCAGCCAUCGGAUAGUAAUGGCACCUGGUCUGGUUCUGCCACAAUCUUCCCAGAUGGCACACCGGCAAUGCUUUUCACCGGAGUUAACACACUCGGCCAACAAGUUCAAAACUUGGCCAUGCCCAAAAACACAUGUGACCCAUAUCUUUUAGAAUGGGUCAAAUCACCUAGUAACCCAGUAAUGGCACCCACCCGUGAGAACCACAUCAAUGCUAGCUCUUUCAGAGACCCAACCACCGCCUGGCUUUGUGCUGAUGGAAGAUGGAAGGUGGUCAUUGGAAGCAAAAUCAACCGUAAAGGAGUAGCAUAUCUUUACACAAGUGAAGAUUUUGUUCACUGGAUUGAGGCCCAAAACCUAUUCCAUUCUGCUGAAGACACCGGAAUGUGGGAAUGUGUUGACUUUUUUCCGGUGUCAGUUAAUAGCUCAGUUGGGGUUGAUUUGCAGAUGUUGAGAUCAAAUAUUAAGUAUGUGUUUAAGGCAAGUUUAGAUGAUACUAAACAUGAUUACUACACUGUUGGAGAAUAUGACCAUGUGAAGAAUGUUUAUACUCCAGAUGAAGGAUCAGUGGAUGGUGAUUCAGGAUUAAGAUAUGAUUAUGGGAAAUUUUAUGCUUCAAAAACUUUCUUUGACAGUGCUAGGAACAGAAGGAUUUUGUGGGGUUGGGUAAAUGAAUCUUCAAGUGUUACUGCUGAUAUUAAGAAGGGCUGGUCUGGAAUUCAGGCAAUUCCAAGGACUAUCUGGCUUGACAAAUCAGGAAAGCAACUGGUGCAAUGGCCAAUCCAAGAAAUCGAAAAGCUUCGGACAAAUGCAGUCCGCCUGCCUGGCAAAAUUCUUAAGAAAGGAUCUGUGCUUGAAGUUCCUGGUGUCACAGCAGCACAGGCAGAUGUGGAGAUUACAUUCAAUGUAUCAGAUUUUAGCACAGGAGAAGUGCUAGACCCAAGCUGGACCAACCCACAGUUGCUAUGUUGUCAAAAGGGUGCCUCAGUUAAAGGCAGUUUAGGACCAUUUGGAUUGCUAGUUUUGGCCUCUGAAAGCUUGCAAGAGUACACAGCAGUUUUUUUCAGAAUAUUCAAAGGCAAAAACAAAUACGUGGUGCUCAUGUGCAGUGACCAAAGCAGGUCUUCACUGAAUCCAGAUAAUGAUAAGACCACUUACGGAGCUUUUGUGGAUGUGGACCCUGUUCAUGAGCAACUGUCAUUGAGAAGCUUGAUUGAUCAUUCAGUAGUGGAGAGUUUUGGCGGACAAGGAAAGAGCUGCAUGACAGCAAGAGUCUAUCCCACAUUUACUGUGAAGGAAGAUGCGCCUGCACACCUGUAUGUUUUCAAUAAUGGAAGUGAAAGUGUCACCAUUACAAGACUGAGUGCUUGGAGCAUGAAGAAGGCUAAAAUCAACUGAGAAAUAGCCAGGGUUGACAACUACAGAUGCAAGGACUGAGAUACAUAUAUAUACAAGCAGUCUGAAGAUUUUGUAGUGUGAUCAGAAAUAAACUAUACAUUAUCCUUAUGUAUUAACUAUACUUGUCUUUUGAUGCUUGUUUUUCUGUUUAUUGUAAUUUCUCCAUCAUGAAAUAACAGAAGCCAAUGGGGUUUGUUUUUGGCAAUGUAGCUUCUCUUUGCAUCCAAAGUAAGCAAUACUUAAGCCUCAGAAGUUGUAUGUUAGCUGCCACUGCCAGAGUCUUUUACCUUGGGAAUGGAUCCUAGUGACGUUUGGUGGCUGGGAGAUUUGUUACAUGUGUAAAUGGAGUAACAGAAAUCCUAAA
Messenger RNA from Manihot esculenta (cassava), 2109 nucleotides. RefSeq names its product beta-fructofuranosidase, insoluble isoenzyme CWINV1. Gene Ontology annotation, molecular function: hydrolase activity, hydrolyzing O-glycosyl compounds. Gene Ontology annotation, biological process: carbohydrate metabolic process. Bases 6 to 1745 code for a protein of 579 amino acids. Lineage: Eukaryota; Viridiplantae; Streptophyta; Magnoliopsida; Malpighiales; Euphorbiaceae. The transcript is spliced from 6 exons. The record is from RefSeq and is a predicted model, not a curated record.